This is a messenger RNA of Arvicanthis niloticus (Nile rat), 1125 nucleotides long. RefSeq names its product ciliary microtubule inner protein 2A (gene Cimip2a). Gene Ontology annotation, cellular component: nucleus. Lineage: Eukaryota; Metazoa; Chordata; Mammalia; Rodentia; Muridae. The record is from RefSeq and is a predicted model, not a curated record.
GGAAGGUGGACACAGAAAGGGCUGAACCAGCAGGAACAGAGUCAAAGCAAAUGGCAGCUACUCAGAAACAUAACCUCUUCACUCCAGAACCCCACUACAUCCCUGGUUAUGCUGGAUUCUAUCCUCAACUGCGCUACCAGGUGGGAAACACCUAUGGCCGCACCACUGCACAGUUGCUCACAGAUCCCAGCGUACAGAAGAGCCCCUGCUCUGUUCUGUCACCUAUAUCCAAGCCCAAGUUCAUUGAGGACUUUAGCAAACCCAAGCCACCAUGGAUUCCCUGCAGGGACCUGACAGAGCCUUACAUUCCCCACUAUACCAGUCUGAAACCCUACAAGAAUUUUGAGAUCCUGGGCCGGCUCCCACGCCAGGAGGUGGACACCCAGGGGCCACCACAGGUAGAGAACAUAUCCAGACAGGGACCACUGCCUGCAGGCUUCAUGCCUUAUCCCCCUUACCCACCAUGCCCUCCAGGCAGAAAGGGGGAAGCUAGAGACCUGGGCCAUCCAGGUCUACUGCUGGCAUAUGGGGAAGAGGCUUGGAAGAAUGCAGCACCUCUUCAGGAGAACCCAGGGAGUUACCACCAGCUAUACCACUGCAGGAGGGAUGAGUACCUACCUCCACAUGCCCCACAGGAGACACUAGAUGUGGGCAGAUUCCAGCGACUGCCCCAGCUAGACCACCCCAACCUAAUCCAACGCAAGGCCAUCUCAGGUUAUGCUGGCUUUGUCCCCCGGUUUGCCUGGGUAAUGGGGAUGAAUUACCGUGAUGGCGUCACACAAGCUAUGGAUGACUUUGACAAGAACCAGUUCCUGUUCAGACACCCAGUCUGUGCACUGGGUGAAAGGCUGCCUAAGACCCACUGGCCAAACACCACCAUUUACAGAAGCCAAGGCCUGAUUCCUUUCUACAUGGGCUUCAUCCCAUCCAUGCAGGACAACUAUGCACUGACAUUCGGGAACAGCACCCGAAAAGCCUAUCAGAAGGAACUGGAGAGGCGAAGCCACACACUAUGAAUUGCUUUAAUGGUGGUAUCUGUACAAGUGAUGUCAGGACACAGGACAGCAAAUGCACAGUGGACAUGGCUAGCAGACAGGCUGUGAAUGAAUAAAGAGUUCACACUGC